ACAGUAAACAAAGAGCUGAAAGAGCAGUUCUCAUGGCUGAUCUGACCGGAAGCCGCGUCGUCGUCGACUGCAACAACAGCUGCGGCUGCCCUCGUCCUUCCCCUGGCUCCGCCGCGUGCAGGUAUGCGGCGGCAGGAGGGGAGGACCAGCAGAAGUGCUUGUCCGGGAACAACUGCGGCUUCAAACCCUGCGCUUGCGGGCCGCCGGUGGCUGCCGCCGAGAACGAGCGGUUCUACUGCCGGUGCGGGCCGACAUGCACGUGCAGCACCACUUGUGGUGCUUGAAGAAGCGAUGUUUGAAGUAUGAUGAGGAUCGAUGAUGCGUUUGCUUUGGCAAAAAUAAC
Messenger RNA from Syzygium oleosum, 343 nucleotides. Its product is annotated as class II metallothionein-like protein 1A. The record is from RefSeq and is a predicted model, not a curated record. Bases 33 to 284 code for a protein of 83 amino acids. The transcript has 2 exons. NCBI's taxonomy places the organism in Eukaryota, Viridiplantae, Streptophyta, Magnoliopsida, Myrtales, Myrtaceae. Gene Ontology annotation, molecular function: zinc ion binding.